This is a messenger RNA of Fonsecaea nubica, 2529 nucleotides long. RefSeq lists its product as hypothetical. The record is from RefSeq and is a predicted model, not a curated record. Bases 1 to 2529 code for a protein of 842 amino acids. The transcript is spliced from 3 exons. Lineage: Eukaryota; Fungi; Ascomycota; Eurotiomycetes; Chaetothyriales; Herpotrichiellaceae.
AUGGAGGUCAAGAUGAAGGGUUGGCCUCAAGCGGCAAUCCUUUAUCUCAUUUUCAUCCUCUGCUUCACUGCUGGUUUCCUUGAUGCUGGUCCUCUUCAGCCCGCCAAAGGCCACACCUCCAUCGUCCGCAGCUGGCAUCACACUCCCACUUCUCACCACGGUCAUCAUGUUCCUACUCACACUGCUUCCAACGAGAUUGCAGUUCAUCCCGCUCAUGACAUGGACUCGUCUGCCUCAUCCCUCGAGCAUCUAUCCACCCUAGAGCAUCGAGACACCGACAUGGCUCUCCACAACUAUGCCCUGGUCUGCGAUGACAGAGUGUGGACCACCAUGUGUGCAGGUGUUGGUUACACUUGCAGCUCUUCGGGCAAGUUGAAAUACAAACAUAAGGACAUUAUGUGUCAUGACAUCUGCUCGUGCGUUGAUCUCGUACCUGCGCCAAAGAUUUGUGUCGUCAACAAAGCCUCCAAACAAUGCUCAGUCGUCAAUGACAUGGUUCUGGAUGCAACGAAUGGCGAGCUCCUUGGAAAUGUCACUGAGUCAAGCAUUCUUCCAGACGGCUCCUUGGACUUGACCACGACAGUUGCAAAGCGUGAUACAGAACUCAGUCAUGACCACGCACUCGUCUGUCACGACCGUACUCUUACAGGUCUGUGCCAGGCCUCGGCCCAUGGCUAUUUCUGCAACGCAAAUGGGGUCGUCAAACACAAAGGCCAGGCAGAAGUCACUUCCAAGCAUAUCAAUUGUGGGUUCAAAGAUAACACUGUCUUUGAUACAAUCGAUGGUACCGCCCUCGGCAAUCUCUCCGACGCCCAAGUCCUUGACAACGGCUCUCUGGACUUUUCGCACACCAAGGCACUCGAAAAGCGCCACGACUACGGACUGAUCUGCGAAGACCGCGAGCAUACUGCCUGGUGCGGCUCGUCGUAUCAGUAUUACUGCACUGCAAGAGGUCAAUUGAAGUUCAAGACCACUGGAGAACACUGGUGUGAGGAGCAUUGUUUCUGCAUGAACCUCAAGCCAGCAAUUCAGUGUUUUCCAAACGCGGCUCUUCUCACCACAUGCCUGCUCAAAGGGAAGUUAGUCUACAAUGAAAACGGCACUCUUCUGGGAAAUGUUAGCGACGCAUAUGCCUACCCUAAUGGAACCUUGGACUUCCGCAAAGUCGUUACCAGAGAUUUAGACGUGGUAUCAGCCGACCCACAAAAGAUCAUAUGCAAGUCGCAGCAAUCCACUCAAGUGGCCCCUUUUUCCGGCGGAUUACUAUAUGACAAGAAUUUGACCACGUUCUGUGCAUCCCAUGGCUACUCAUGCACAACCGAUCCUACGCGUGCAGCGUUGACCUUGACUUUGCAGCCUGGCUCAAAGGUCAUUAAGGAGUGCGCUAACUCUUGUGCCUGCCAGUCACAAACUUGGAAGCGCGAAGGGAGCGAGGUACUGUCGCAACCUCCACAAAGCACCGGCGGAGUUACCAUUCAGGACCUUCUCCUUGGCUGCAGUUCAAACAAUGGGUUGACCAAAGGUACCUGGUCGUUCGAUGAAUCACUGACCCAGGACUGCAAGAACAAGGGCUAUAACUGUGCCAUUCUGCCUGGAUCACGUUUUGUGUUGCAGCAUUCGGGGGCCGUGGUUGCGUCUUGUCAAGCUGGUUGCAGUUGUCCGGCAUCACCAACGCCCGCUGAGUCUGCUGUAUCAUUGCAUCUGACGACAAGAGCCAGCACAGAGUCUGAAACAAACGACAUCGCAGCUGUCCGGGCAGUUAACAAAUUCGAUCCCUUUGGCAUGACCUGUGCGUCGCGUGGCAGAAACAACGAGACUCUUACCAAUUACUGCCGAAACGAAGGUUACUCAUGUGUUAGCCUGACGGGUACUUACCUACGAACUCUUUCCCACAAUAGCACCGACAUUCCUGAAUGCACUCACAGCUGCCGAUGCCGGAAUCCCUUUGCUCGCGAGAAACGCUCUGAAGAUGUGGAAAUGUCGGCGACUGCAGAUGAGAUUCCAGACACUACAGCCGUUGCCCCUCCCAGCGGUGUCCCAAGCCAAUCAUCCAGCAGUUUCGAUCUCAAUUGUGGCAAUGUCGCGGACGGCCCUGGCUUCUGCCAGCAGCCAGACCUGGGGUAUUUCUGUGCCUACAACAUGACGGUCAUGCGGACGUCCACUGUUCAAAAUCAAGGUGUGACAUGGUGCGACUAUUACUGCAGCUGCAUCUUCAAGAACCCCGUCCCGUGUGUCAACGAAUGGAAUGUUCCCCUUUGUCGUGAGAUGCCGGAUGGGACCGUCCGUGAUGCCUCGAGAAUGCAAAUUGUCCUUGCAUAUAUCGAGAAUGUGAUCAUCUUGCCCAACAACUCCAUCUUGCUGGAUCGCGGCCAGGACGGAGGCUUCCCGUUUGUCGUUGCAUCGCAUGGUCGACAUGGGCCUAGCUCUAAUGAUUCUAGCCACCAUUGGACAGAUUGGCCGACAAAUGGAACGAAUGGAACGAAUGGAACGACCGACGGGUGGAAUGAAAGAGGACAAGGUGAUAACUGA